This is a messenger RNA of Arabis nemorensis, 549 nucleotides long. Lineage: Eukaryota; Viridiplantae; Streptophyta; Magnoliopsida; Brassicales; Brassicaceae. The record is from the annotation of a GenBank genome assembly.
AUGACGGAAUCGAGUCGUGGAUGGUCGAUUUGGUAUGGAAGCAUAUGGAAUCGUCUUAUAAUCGGCGGAUUCAUGUGGAUUCACAUCUCGGCUUCGGAGAAUUUGGUUGAGAAUCGGCCAAAUCCGCCUCGAUCUUCAUGCAUGAUACCAGUUGAGGUCAUGGCUGCCUUGGAGCCUAUCAAGGAUAAUGAAAAAGCUGUGAAAGCGUAUGGUAUUCACCUUGGAACAGAAAUGUGUAAAAAGAUUUUGGCUCAUGGAAUCAAGUCUCUUCAUCUCUACACAUUGAACAUGGAGAAAUCCGCUCUUGCAAUAUUGAUGAAUCUUGGUAUGAUUGAUGAGUCCAAAAUUUCUCGCUCUUUACCAUGGAGACGUCGUGCAAAUGUUUUCCGUACUAAGGAAGAUGUCCGUCCCAUUUUCUGGGCAGACCGUCCAAAGAGCUACAUUUCUAGAACCAAGGGAUGGGAAGACUUCCCACAAGGCCGGUGGGGUGAUUCACGCAGUGCUUCAUAUGGUGCACUCUCGGAUCAUCAGCAACUGCAUCAUCUGUAA